AUGGGUCACGAGCAACAACAGCGGAGCAGCCGCUCCGGCGGCGCCGGCCACCUUCUGCUCUUCCCGUUCCUGGCGCAAGGGCACCUCAUCCCGUUCCUCAACCUGGCCAAGCGCUUCGAGAGCCUCGGGCAGCGUGGCGGCAGCGGCCAGCGCCGUCUCGAUGUCACCAUCGUCAGCACGCCUCGCAACGUCCCCAGCCUCCGGCGCGCGCUGCCGGCCGGAUCGUCCAUCGGCUUCGCCGAGCUGCCGUUCUCGCCGUCAGACCAUGGCCUGCCACCCGACACCGAGAACCUCGAAGUCGUCCCCCUCGAUGCCUUCCCCACUUUCUUCUACGCCACGGAGCUGCUCCGGACGUCGUUCGACAAGCUCCUGGCUGAGCUCGCGGGGAGAGAAGGCCGCAGGAACGUGUGCGUCCUCGCGGACAUGUUCCUGGGCUGGACGGCCGAGAGCGCCCGCGCGCUCGGCGUCCAGCACCGAAUGUUCGUCACCUCCGGCGCCUAUGCCUCCGCCGUCACCUUCUCUAUCUGGCUCCGCCCGCCAUCGUUCCCGCGCCCCGCCGGCCCUGACGACGAGCAGGCGCUCCUAGACUUCCCCGACGUGCGCAUCCGGUACGCGGAGUUCCUGAACGUGGUCGUCAAGGAGGACUACGCCACCAACCCCAUGCUGGCGCACCUAUGCCGGAUGCUCACCCUCCACUUCCGCCACUCGGGGGGCAUCCUCGUCAACACCUCGGAAGAGAUAGAGCCGACAGGUCUUCGCCUCAUCGGUAAGCUCUCCGGGCUGCCGACUUUCGCCGUCGGUCCAAUCAUCGGCGGCCGAACAGCUCCGGACGACACCGCGCCGGACCAAGACACGUGCAUCAAGUUCUUGGACUCCAAGCCGCAGGCGUCCGUCCUGUAUGUGUCGUUCGGGUCGCAGAACUCGAUCCCGGCGUCGCAGAUGAUGGAGCUGGCGCGGGGGCUGGAGGCCAGCGGGCGUCCGUUCAUCUGGGUGAUGCGUCCACCGGUGGAGUCCGACGGGGCUAAGGAGUUCCGCGCCGAGUGGCUCCCCGACGGCUUCGAGGAGCGCGUUUCGGCGGCGGGGCAGGGCGUGGUGGUGCGCGGGUGGGCGCCGCAGGUGCGCAUCCUGGCGCACGCGUCCACGGGCGCGUUCCUGAGCCACUGCGGUUGGAACUCGGUGCUGGAGAGCCUGUGGCACGGCGUGCCUGUGUUGGCAUGGCCGCUCAUCGCGGACCAGAUGUUCGACUCCCGCGUGCUGCUGGAGCUCGGCGUCGGUGUGGAGGUGGCGUCCGGGAGGAUGAUCGGCGGUCUGGGCAGCAAAGGGUGGGAGUUCGUCAGAGACGUCGUGGAGACGGUGCUCGGGGACGGCGACAAGGCCAGGGACAUGCGGCUGAAGGCUACCGUGAUGAAGAAGCUGGUGCGCGCGGCUGUCGGAGCCGCAGACGGCGACGGCAAUGGCAACAUUGGCAAGGGCUCGUCCGUACUCGCCAUGGAGCGCCUCCUCGAUAGCGCCUUCGACUGA
Molecule: messenger RNA, 1521 nt
Organism: Miscanthus lutarioriparius
Lineage: Eukaryota; Viridiplantae; Streptophyta; Magnoliopsida; Poales; Poaceae
Source: the annotation of a GenBank genome assembly